This is a messenger RNA of Sarcophilus harrisii (Tasmanian devil), 2028 nucleotides long. RefSeq names its product glycoprotein Ib platelet subunit beta (gene GP1BB). The record is from RefSeq and is a predicted model, not a curated record. NCBI's taxonomy places the organism in Eukaryota, Metazoa, Chordata, Mammalia, Dasyuromorphia, Dasyuridae. Bases 1321 to 2028 code for a protein of 235 amino acids. The transcript has 2 exons.
UGUGGCGGCUGGACCUGGGGGGAGGGGGCCAGGAAACCCCUUACCCGGCCCUGCUGACUCAGCUCCCCUAUCUCCCCUAGCAGCCUCCCCGGCCGGCUCUCGGGGCCCCCAGGCUCUCCAGGGACCCCCGGCCCCCGCCCGCACAUUUCCCAGGGGCCCUUGAGCUGAGAUGCCUGCUCCCUCUCGCCUCGGGGCCUGGGACCCUCACUCAUUUAGCGAAUAGCCGUCCGGGGCCAGAAUCCAUCGCCGGCCCCGCUGGGCGUCCCCUGAGCACAGGGAGCUCAUUACCUGGCAGGAGCCCGUUCCACUGGGGGAUAAUCACUUGGUACCUUUCCCUGACCUGAGCGGAUCCUGCCCCGCCCAUCACUUCCCUCGCUGCUGCCCCUGACUCCUGGGGCCCAGCAGAGCAAGCCCGGUCUGAAGGGCUCCCCGGUGCCCCCGGCCCAACACCCCCCCUGCUUCCUCAAAGGACGAAGAAGGGCUUCUGGGUCCUGGGGUGUGAGGGCUUUCUCCCACGGGACGGCCCUGCCGGGGCCAGUCCUGCGGUCCGCAGUCUUCCCAUUUCUCAGAUGCCUCAGGGAGGCAGAGCUGCAGGACAUGACAUUCGGCCAGAAAGGGGAGGACCCGGCCCACCCCGGGCCUCCGGCCCCCCCCCCAGUCCAUGCUGUCCCCAUGACACCCUCGAGCCCCAACCCGGUCCCGGCUGCUUCCUCCAUGGGGAAGCUCUGACUGUGCUUUCCUAUGGUGCUCCCUGAGAGCUUAGCUGGGGGGCCUCGGGGUGCAUCUCCCUGGAGUCCCCCUUUUAGAGAGGUGGAAACUGAGGCUCGGGGAGCUCAAGCUCAGGGCCACGUAGAGCAGCUCUCAGCCUCCUAGGUGAGAACUGGAAGGAACUCGACCCCCUCCCACUCAGGGGGGAAACUGAGGUCCAGAGAGGUCACCUUGGGUCAUAGAUUUAGAAGGGGAAGAAUCCUCAGAGACCAUUUCUUCUAAUGUGGGAAACUGAGGCCCAGAGUGGCAGGUCCAGCUUUUGUACCUUCCCCCUAAGUUUCCAUUGAACUUGCAUUCAUUGAGACCCCCGGAUCUUUUUCACAAAUUGGCUCUGGGCUUCCGUUGAGCCUCAGUUUCCCAGUUCUGGCUUGCCUCUUCCUCUCCUCCCCCCAAGCCCCAAGGGCUGCCCCCUCUUUCCUGUGGGCCGGUGGGAGGGGCGGGCCCGGCCUUAUCUGGAACUUCCUUACUGGGGCCGGCCCCGGAGGCCUCAGUGGGGGAGGCCAGCCUGCCCAAGCCCCGUCAUCUUCCAUCUCUGCCCUGCCAGCCAAGGCCAUGGGCUCUGGGCUGCUGCUGGUGCCCCUGGCCGCGGGCCUCCUGCUGCUGGCCGGGGCGCCCCGGGUCCCGGCGUGCCCCGCGCGCUGCCGCUGCGCCGGGGGCCUGGUGGACUGCGGGGGGCUGCAGCUGACGGCGGCCGGGCUGCCCAGGGCCUUCCCGCCGGGCACCACGGAGAUCACGCUCCAGGGCAACAACCUGAGCAGCCUGCCCGCGGGGCUCUUCGACGGGCUGCCGGGCCUGCGCCGGGCGCACCUGGCCGCCAACCCGUGGCGCUGCGACUGCGAGCUGCUCUACCUGCGCGCCUGGCUCGGGGCGCAGCAGGACCGCCGGCCCUACCUGGACCUGCGCUGCGCGGGGCCCCCGCCCCUCCGGGACCGGCUGCUGCUCUACCUGGGCCCCGAGGAGCUGCGUGCGGCCUGCGGCUGGGGGGGCUGCAGCCAGGCGCUGGGUGUGCAGCUGGCCCUCCUCGGGCUGCUGCUGCUGCACGCGCUGCUGCUGCUGCUGCUGCUGCGCCGGCUCUGGCGCUACCGGGCGCUGGCCAGGGAGGCCCAGCUCCGGGGUGGGGCUGCUGGACCCCCGGCCCCGGGACCCCACCCAAAGGGGGAGGGCCGGGCCCCAGCCGUGUCCCGGCCCCGGCCCAGCCCCCUGACCCGGCCGGGCCCCUUCAGGCCCCCCGCCCAGUGCCCCGGCCCAGCCCCUGACUAG